AUGAUGGUACUAGGACUUGUUGGAAAGGUGGAUUUCACUGUUAGGCACCUCUCAUCAGCCACCACUGCCUUCCCAAGUACAUGGGGCUUCUCUAGCAGUCAACAAUGUAUUGGCGGUAGCGGUGCACACCAGUGUUCUGCAUAUAUUGCUAGUGCUUCAUCGGAAACUACAUGGACAAUGCGCUCUACAUUCCCGGAAUAUGUUGUUGCAUUGGCUACAAUUGUCGGAUCAGUACUGUUCGCUAUAUUUGGUGGUGUUGGCAUUGCUUGUCUGCCGUUGGGACUUAUAUUUUCAUUUAUUAGGCGUCCAAAGGCUGUUAUCACUCGGUCACAAUAUAUCAAGGAGGCAACCGAACUUGGUAAAAAAGCAAGAGAAUUAAAGAAAGCAGCUGAUGCACUCCAUCAGGAAGAAAGGGGUGGGAACAAGGGAAGAAAAUGGCGUAAAAAUGUGAAGGCAGUGGAAAAGUUGACAGCUUUUAAGAAUAUUACCCCAGAUUCUGAUGCAGCCAUGAAAUUGAUAAAAAGUGUGAUUCAGUUCUGCGCCACUGCAUUUGCAUACUAUGCCCAAGCUACUGCUGCUCAAGAAAUAUUUGGGCACACCUUGCAAUCCCUUCGUGGAAUAAAAUAUUUGUACAAGUACAAUGUGUUUCAAAUUGCAUUCAUUACUCUAGCAGGGCUGACAUUCGUGUAUUAUGCAGCUUUUGGAUGGAGAAGAAAAAAGCCGAGUGGCAGAUUCCAGCUUUCCACUUGA
Ilex paraguariensis (yerba mate) is the source of this 750-nucleotide messenger RNA. NCBI's taxonomy places the organism in Eukaryota, Viridiplantae, Streptophyta, Magnoliopsida, Aquifoliales, Aquifoliaceae. The record is from the annotation of a GenBank genome assembly.